AUGUCGUGGGAGCUUCUGCAGCGGUUCUUUGACUCUGAUGUCUUCAACUCCAACCCUUUUCUUCCCGUCUCCUACCUCUCGCGCUACGCAGACCAUAUAGGCAUUCACUACGUGCUCUGCAAUAAGCUGCGCCAGUUCCCGUACGAAGACAUUGAGUUCUUCCUUCCGCAGCUAUGCCACCUCAUCAUUAGCGUGGACAAUGAGUCCAUGGCGCUCGAGGAGUUUCUUCUCGAUCUCUGCGAGGAAUCCGUUACCGCGGCUCUGCUGACCUUUUGGCUCUUCCAAACCUAUCUUCACGAUCUAUCCUCGAAUCCGCAGUCCACCGCCUUCCAAACGUGUCGUCGAGUCUAUAACAAGGUGCAGCACAUUGUCUUUGGCCUCAAUGACGUCGGUCGACACGAGAGGAUUAAGGAAAAUGUCCUCCCCGUCACUGUACUUUCCAGCUUCGUCCUCGCUAGCGUCGCCCUGCCCAUGAUUCCAAAAUGGGCCGGUCCGCUUGCUGUCGCACAGGCUCGCAAGCCACAGCCCAUAACCAACGCUGCGGUCAGUGAAACAACCGACGAUGGCAAGCCGGGCAAACCGCAGACCGUCACCGCUCUCAAUGCGAGACCGAAACGCAGCAAGGAUAGCCGCGUGCCCAGCGCGAGAAUCUCCUCGCCUGGUCGAACUGUCGCAGCAAAAGCAAUUAUCCAGGCGACCACAGCAUCCCCUAAAUCGAAAUUACAAAAGGAGAUGAAGAGACCGCCUGCGUUGAACAUGGCCCAGACCGAGGCCAUGUCGAGCUCGGCAUCGCUUCCCUUGCCUUCGCCGCCACAGACGACGAGGCCCGAGACGCCCCCAUUGACCGCUGGCCUCGCACCGCGCACCCACUCCGAUAGCAUCCUCCGCAGACACUCGCACCACACAAAGAAUUCCAAAACCACAGGCAACCUGUCCUCGAUACAAAAGACGCGGCUGCUAAGGCAGCACUACUUUAGAUCCCAGACACAAUUCCUACAGGCGCUCGAGGGCAUUUCCAACCGUCUCGUUAUAGUACCUAAGCAAGCUCGCAUGAGCGCUCUCCGCGCAGAGCUGGCCCUUAUUGCGCGAGACUUACCUGCCGAAAUUGACGUUCCUGUUAUAUGCCCGCCCACUUUGCUAAACGGCGCUCCAGGGAAGAGCCGACAUCAUCGCAUUGUUCGCCUGAACCCAGCCGAAGCAACUGUCUUGAAUAGUGCCGAAAAGGUACCAUAUCUACUCAUGGUUGAGGUGCUCAGGGAAGACUUUACGUUCGAUCCGGAGACGCCAGACAACCAGCGGCUCUUGCCGGAACUGAUUGGUGUCCGCGGGAAUUCGAAGCGUCUAUUUGACCUGUCGUCCGAGCUUCCAAAAUCAGCACAGGCGACACCGCCGCCCGAGACCGCUGUAGAUAGUGUUUUUGAACCGACCUCGGGCGACCUCAGCAGCUCUAAUCUAAUCAAGUCGCUGGAUGAAGAAGGCCAGCCGCGUGCGGCACUCAAGCAGACGCUACCGUAUGGCACCCAGCGGCUGUCUAGCGGAGCAACAACGUCUUCCACCACCCUUGACGCCGCUACCCCACGAACUUCGGGCGCAUCAAGAUCGCGAUCCAGUAGCCCCGGCUCGCGUCGCAAGAUGACGCUGCAGAUGAACCGAAAUGCGUCCACCGACCAGCCAGACUUUUCCGCUCUCGCCACGCACAUGCGCACAGCGUCGCAGAUGCUGGCCCAGCUGGAUGCCACCAGCGGAAAGCGACCCAAGCAAGAGGUCGCCGCCAUCCGCGCCAAGAUUAUCGCCUCCAUGCAGACCCUGGAGGAGCGCAGUUUUGAUGCAGACGAGCAAGGCCCAACCUUUGACACCAUCAUGGCCAAGGCCAGCACAGCAGCAGCAGCCGCGGCGUCUGCGGCCGCCGGCAACCCGGACCUGGAUGAAGACGCACCCGUAGACACGAACCUCAAUGCCAGCGCGGGUCGCGAGCGCAUGGAGAACGACUUCAAGACGGGCGGCGUGCAGCGGCGGGGCGACCGCGACGACCCCAGCGCGGCCGUGUUUGGCGAGGCGUGGGAGGCCAAGAAAGAACGCAUCCGCAAGUCGUCGCCGUACGGGUGGAUGAAGAAUUGGGACCUUGUCAGUGUCAUUGUCAAGACAGGUGCAGACCUGCGGCAAGAAGCGUUUGCGUGUCAGCUCAUCCACGUGUGCCACAAGAUCUGGGUCGACGCCGGCGUGGACGUUUGGGUCAAGCUGAUGCGCAUCCUGGUGACGGGCGAGUCGUCGGGCCUGAUCGAGACGAUUACCAACGGCGUGUCGCUGCACUCGCUCAAGCGAAGCCUGACGAUGGCGUCGAUUGAGGCGGGCAAGAACCCGCGGCACCGCAUCGCGACGCUCAAGGAUCACUUCCUCAAGGCGUUUGGCGAGCCUGGCAGCCGGCCGCACCGCGCGGGCGUCGACGCCUUCAAGCGCUCGCUCGCCGCCUACAGCGUCAUCUCGUACGUGCUCCAGCUCAAGGACCGCCACAACGGCAACGUCUUGAUCGACAGCGAGGGCCACAUUAUUCAUAUUGAUUUCGGCUUCAUGCUCUCCAACUCGCCUGGUUCUGUCGGCUUCGAGGCGGCCCCCUUUAAGCUCACCCAUGAGUACGUCGACGUGCUCGGCGGCCUCGGCUCUCCCGACUACGAAGACUAUAAGAAGCUCUGCAAGCAGGCUUUCCAAGCGCUGCGUCGCUCCGCAGACUACAUCAUCGACCUAGUUGCCAUGAUGGGCCGCGAAUCCAAGAUGCCCUGCUUCUCCGUCGGCGUGGCCACGGCGACGAGCGCCCUGAGGCAGCGCUUCCAGCUGCAUCUGAGCGCCGACGAAGCAGAGCAGUUUGUCGAGACGGAUCUGAUUGCAAAGUCUUUUGGAAGCUAUUAUACACGACUCUACGAUACUUUUCAAUACCGAACACAGGGCAUAUACUAA
This is a messenger RNA of Beauveria bassiana ARSEF 2860, 2952 nucleotides long. Its product is annotated as phosphatidylinositol 3. NCBI's taxonomy places the organism in Eukaryota, Fungi, Ascomycota, Sordariomycetes, Hypocreales, Cordycipitaceae. Gene Ontology annotation, cellular component: cytoplasm; membrane. Gene Ontology annotation, biological process: phosphatidylinositol phosphate biosynthetic process; phosphatidylinositol-mediated signaling. The coding region runs from base 1 to 2952 and encodes 983 amino acids. Gene Ontology annotation, molecular function: 1-phosphatidylinositol 4-kinase activity. The record is from RefSeq and is a predicted model, not a curated record. The transcript has 5 exons.